Maudiozyma saulgeensis is the source of this 1407-nucleotide messenger RNA. The record is from the annotation of a GenBank genome assembly. NCBI's taxonomy places the organism in Eukaryota, Fungi, Ascomycota, Saccharomycetes, Saccharomycetales, Saccharomycetaceae.
AUGGGGUUUAAUAUUGCUAUGGCGUGUGAUUAUUUUUAUCCACAAUUGGGUGGGAUAGAAUUUCAUAUCUACCACUUAGCUCAAAAUUUAAUUAAACUAGGACAUAAUGUGAUUAUUAUUACGCAUCAAUAUGGUGAUAGAACAGGUGUACGACAUCUAUCAAAUGGGCUGAAAGUUUAUCACAUACCAUUGUUUGUACUAUACAGAGAAACUGUAUUUCCAUGUGUGUUUUAUACGUUCCCAAUGAUUAGAAAUAUAUUGAUAAGAGAAAACAUUCAGAUUGUUCAUGGCCAUGGAAGUGCAUCUGAUAUUGCUCAGGAAGCGAUUCUACAUGCGAAUUCCAUGGGCCUAAGGAGUGUGUUUACAGAUCAUUCCUUGUAUGGGUUUGAUGUUCUGGGGUCUGUUCUUUUAAACAAGUUAUUAAAAUUCACUUUAGCAAGUGUCGAUAGAGUAAUUUGUGUCUCUAAUAUCUGCAAAGAAAAUAUUAUGUACAGAACAGGUUUUGAUCCAUCAAUUUAUUCAGUGAUACCGAAUGCUGUAGUUGCAGCUGAUUUUACACAGCCUACACCCGAAGAACAAGCCAUCAAGAAACAGAAUGGAAGAAUUACUAUAGUCUGCAUCUCUAGAUUGUUCCCAAAUAAAGGUUGUGAUUUAUUGGUUAAAAUACUUCCUACAGUUUGUAAGAUGCACGAUGAUGUAGACUUCAUCAUGGUCGGUGAUGGUCCAAGAUUUAUAGAAUUUCAACAAAUGGUUGAAGCAGAACGUCUUGAAGAAAGAAUUACUUUAUUAGGAUCCGUACCACAUGAACAUAUCAGAGAUGUACUUUGUAAAGGUGAUAUAUAUUUACAUGCAAGUUUAACAGAGGCGUUUGGGACGGUUCUUGUGGAGGCAGCCUCCUGUGAUUUAUUAAUUGUUACUACAAAAGUUGGUGGUGUACCAGAAGUAUUACCUGAACAUAUGACUGUCUUUGCAGCCAAAACAGCAGUUUCAAGUAUAAUAGAAGCCACGAACAAAGGAAUAGAACUUAUUAGAUCUGGUGCGGUAGAUACAUCAAUAUUUCAUAAGGAACUAGUGCAAAUGUACGAAUGGUCAGAUAUUGCACGCAGAACAGAAAAAGUUUACUAUGCUAUUUACAAUAGCCCUAAAAAGAUAAGCAAAGAUUGGACAGUAAUGCUUAAAAGACUAUAUACACACCAGGGUUUCUGGGCUCGUCACUUGUACAUACUUUGUGCCAUUGUAGAGUUCUCACUAAUUCUAAUCUUUGAUUUUCUGUACCCUAGAGAAGACAUAGACAGAGCACCUAAAUGGCCUACCUUCAAGGAAUACACUGAAAAGGUGGUUGAGUUUUACGAAGACAUGGAACACAUCGACACUAAUAAUAAUGAUAGUAAUAAUACAGAUAUAUAG